This is a messenger RNA of Poeciliopsis prolifica (blackstripe livebearer), 1034 nucleotides long. RefSeq names its product zinc finger and SCAN domain-containing protein 5C-like. The transcript has 2 exons. NCBI's taxonomy places the organism in Eukaryota, Metazoa, Chordata, Actinopteri, Cyprinodontiformes, Poeciliidae. The coding region runs from base 73 to 966 and encodes 297 amino acids. The record is from RefSeq and is a predicted model, not a curated record.
AGUAGCCUGUCAUUCGGAGCGGCUUUUGUCCAGAAUAGUCCAGAUAUUCCAGCCUCUGCCCCGAAAGGCGACAUGUCUCGGUCCCAGAAGCUGCGUUUGUUCGUCACUCAGCGCCUGAACGCGGCGGUCGAGGAGAUUUUGGCGGCUUUUGAGGAAACCAUCAUGAAGUACGAAGAGGAAGCCGCUCUCAGCCAGCAGGUGAUUUCCCGCCAACACGCGCUGCUCUGCGCCCUGGACAAGUCCGUGAUGGAGGCACCGGCCGCAGAUGUCUUCACACAGCAGCUGCUGGAUCCCAGAGACGACCUGCUCCUGACCCGACUGGACCAGAACCCAGACCAGAACCUGCUCACUGAGCCUUCCUGCCAUGUUGAGGUUAAACCCGAGGAGACUCUCCCCGCUCUGGACGCGGCGGAGAUCAUCGAGUUCACCUACAGCUCCCGGCCGUCUGCGCGGCUACGCAAUGGCGUCCACCCCGUGGCUGACCUGGACCCGGACGUCCAGGUUGUGUUGUCGUCGGAAACCGAAGACAGCGAUGACUACAGCAAAGGCUCGCCUGAACCCGGGUCAGCUCCUCAGGAACGGCCGAGUCAGCAUGGCGACGUGUUCAGCUGCCAGGCCUGCAGUCGCACCUUCGGCGCCCGCAGGUUUCUGUUCAGGCACGUCAGAGGCCACCUCCAGGACCCCACGCCGGUCUGCGGUCUGUGUGGGGAGCAGUUUGAGGUCCCUUACGGACUCAAGCUUCACCUCCAAACCCACAGCAAGAAGAAGGUUCUGAAGAACCGAAGCAGAACCCAGAGAAGAGCCAGGCGGCUCCAGCAGGUCUCUGUCGCCAAAGAGCCGGAAGCCCAGAAAGAGGAGAACCCAAACCAGACUGGCCUGAAGAAGAAGCCCCGGGGUCGGGCUCGGAGCAACAACCAAGAGCCAGACAGUCAGAAAGUUCUGAAGAAAAUGAAGAGGAAACUCUAAACCUCUAAUCCCAGAUUUUAAUCCAGUUUAUUCCACACUUAUCGACUGGAGCUUGGUUUAUCUUUAAC